This is a messenger RNA of Chinchilla lanigera (long-tailed chinchilla), 1127 nucleotides long. It is a transcript of the gene Ccl27, whose product is annotated as chemokine (C-C motif) ligand 27. Lineage: Eukaryota; Metazoa; Chordata; Mammalia; Rodentia; Chinchillidae. The record is from RefSeq and is a predicted model, not a curated record. Bases 742 to 1068 code for a protein of 108 amino acids. Gene Ontology annotation, biological process: immune response; positive regulation of T cell chemotaxis. Gene Ontology annotation, molecular function: chemokine activity. The transcript has 5 exons. Gene Ontology annotation, cellular component: extracellular region.
ACCCCUCGGCCCCCCUCCAGGAGACGGUCGGAGCCCAGGCCAUGCCGGGAGUGCGCAGAUACGAGGUGGCGCUGGAGUCGGAGGAGGAGGGACCCACAAACUAACGCAGGCAUCUUCCAGCUCCUCUGCAUGUAGCUGGUCCAGGCCAAGACCUCUCCUCAGCCAGAAGAGCCUGUUGGGGACCCAUCCCCAACACUCUCCCGAUAAGACAAGCAGGCCGGGGCAGGAAGGCAGGUCAGUCCCGGCCUGUCCUCGGUCUCCACCCAAGCGCAACUCCUGUGUCAAGAGCGCGUGUGCUGACAUGGCUCCGUGCUUGGAUGGUUGUGGAAACACAACUCUGUGGGAGUGGGACUUUGAAUAUAAUCAGAACUGUAUGACUUCUGCCCAUGAUGGUCCAAUCCUGGGUGUGACUGCUUGUUCAUGUGACUGGAUGUGUGGCUAUGGGAAUAUGAAUUGGAAUGUCUACUAUUAGAUGUUACUGCGGCUCCUUAGCUGUUGUUAGUCACUGUACCAUGUACUACCCUCUCCCCUGCUUCUCUGAUGAGGGCUCAAGAGCCCAUUAGCAAUGAUAGUCCUAGAAGAAAGGGUCCAUGGCAACAGGCAAAUCAAAGCUCAGGAAUGUCACAAGAUAAGCAGUACACCUCCACCUGUCUGUGACUCACCUGACGCCCCAGGUAAAAUGCAUGUAGAUAAAAGGUAUGGGAGAAGGAGCAGAGAGAACGAGCAUCCCAGCUGAGAAGCAUGAAGGGACUCUUCUCACCCCCCAGCAUCCUCGCGCUGCUGCUGCUACUCCUGAGCCCAGACCCUGGAGCAGCAAUGCUACUGCCGCGCAGCACUACCUGCUGUACUCAGCUCUACAGACAGCCACUCCCCAACAAGAUACUGAGGAAGGUCAUCCGGAUAGAACUGCAGGAGGCCGAUGGGGACUGUCACCUCCAGGCUUUUGUGCUUCACCUGGCUCGACGCAGUGUCUGCAUCCAUCCCCAGAAUCGCAGCCUGGCUCGGUGGUUUGAGCGCCAAGGGAAAAGGUUCCAGGGGACUCUGCCCAACCUGCAUCUGGGGCUGUAAGGAGAAACAGUCUGCAGCUGCCAACGCCCAAAACAAUAAAGCAUCACUGGACGAUCUCA